Messenger RNA from Cajanus cajan (pigeon pea), 1665 nucleotides. RefSeq names its product soyasapogenol B glucuronide galactosyltransferase. The record is from RefSeq and is a predicted model, not a curated record. Gene Ontology annotation, molecular function: UDP-glucosyltransferase activity. Lineage: Eukaryota; Viridiplantae; Streptophyta; Magnoliopsida; Fabales; Fabaceae.
GAAGAAAUGGAAAGAAGCAAAAGAAGAAGAAGCAUGGAGAAAGGGAGUGAGUUAAGGUCAAUUUUCCUUCCCUUUCUUUCCACUAGUCACAUAAUCCCGCUAGUGGACAUGGCCAGACUCUUCGCCCUACACGGCGUCGACGUCACCAUAAUCACCACCCCUCAAAACGCCACCGUUUUCCAAAAGUCCAUCGACCUCGACGCCACCCGGGCCCGGCCCAUCAGAACCCACCUCGUCAACUUCCCCGCCGCCAAAGUGGGCCUCCCGCCGGGCAUCGAGGCCUUCAACGUCGACCUCCCCCGCGAGAUGGCUCCAAAAAUCUACAUGGGCCUCGCCAUCCUCCAACAGGAAUUCGAACAACUCUUCCACCACCUUAAACCCGACUUCAUCGUCACCGACAUGUUCCACCCUUGGACCGUCGACACCGCCGCCAAACUAGGCAUUCCUAGGAUCAUGUUCCACGGCGCAAGUUAUCUCGCUCGCUCCGCUGCGCAUUCCGUGGAACAGUACGCGCCCCAUUUGAAAGCUGAUUCUGAUUCCGACAAGUUUGUGUUACCAGGAUUACCAGACGCGUUGGAAAUGACGCCGUUGCAGUUACCAGAUUGGCUUAGGUCUCCGAACCAGUACACGGAGUUGAUGAAAACGAUUAAGGAGUCGGAGAAGAAAAGCUAUGGCUCGUUGUUCAACAGUUUUUACGAGCUGGAAAGUGGUUACUACGAGCAUUAUAAGAAGGUUAUGGGAACUAAGAGUUGGGGGAUUGGACCGGUUUCGUUGUGGGCGAAUCAGGAUGCUUCGGAUAAAGCUGCAAGAGGGUAUUCGAAAGCAGAAGAAGAAAAAGAAGGGUGGCUUACGUGGCUGAAUUCAAAACCGGCAAGUUCUGUGCUUUACGUGAGUUUCGGGAGCAUGAACAAGUUUCCUUACUCUCAGCUUGUGGAAAUCGGACGUGCGCUUGAAGAUUCGGGGAGUGAUUUUAUCUGGGUGGUGAGAAAGAACGAGAACGAGAACGAUGGAGAUGUUUUUCUGGAGGAGUUUGAGAAGAGAGUGAGGGAGAGUGGAAGAGGGUAUCUGAUAUGGGGUUGGGCGCCGCAGUUGUUGAUUCUGGAGAAUGCGGCCAUUGGAGGGUUGGUUACUCACUGCGGUUGGAACACGGUGGUGGAGAGCGUGAACGCGGGGUUGCCGAUGGUGACGUGGCCUCUGUUUGCGGAGCAUUUUUUUAAUGAGAAGCUGGUGGUGGAUGUGUUGGGGAUUGGGGUUCCGGUGGGGGCCAAGGAGUGGAGGCAGUGGAACGAGUUUGGGAGUGAGGUGGUGACGAAGGAGGAGAUUGGAAAGGCGAUUGCGUUGUUGAAGGAAGAUGAGGAAAUUAGGAAGAGAGCCAAGAAGCUUAGCGAUGCGGCCAAGAGGGCCAUUCAGGUUGGUGGGUCUUCGCAUAAUAACAUGAGAGAGUUGAUUCAGGAGCUCAAAGAGAUCAAACUUUCCAAGGCUCAAGCAAAUCCUUGAGAACCAUUCUUCCUCUCUUUUGAAUGAGAACACAAUUUAGGCAAUUUCUUUUUGUGCAAGUUCUAUUUAGUGGGCAUUAAUGUUCUUUUUAUAAGGGUCAUUCAAAUAAUAUCAUGUGUGAUUUUUAUUAAAUUUAUUAUUUUAUAAGCAAGUUUUAAUUUUUGCUAA